AUGAAUGAGCAAAUAGGUGAUGAAAAUGUUUCGUCAACAAUAUUGAAAAAACAGCUGGAACGGAUCAAAGAAAAGGAAGAAAUUCGAGAUGUGAGUGAUGAAUCAAUAGAAACGGAACUUUCGAUUCCUUGUUCACUUGAAGCUUAUGCUUCAGAAAAUGCCGAUAUGCAGUUUUGGCGUUUUGCUGCUGAAAAGUUUGCUAGUGAACUGGACAGGUUACGAACAGACAAUCUUAAUCUGGAAAAUUUGAUAAACAGCGGAAAAACUCAGUUAGAUAGCCUCAAAGAUUUGAAUGCCGAAUUGCUGGAGAAAGCGCAGUGUUUGGAUAAUGGUACUAGUGAGACAGAAUCCACUUCCUCAUCACUGUUUUGA
Brugia malayi is the source of this 372-nucleotide messenger RNA. RefSeq lists its product as uncharacterized. The transcript is spliced from 3 exons. The record is from RefSeq and is a predicted model, not a curated record. NCBI's taxonomy places the organism in Eukaryota, Metazoa, Nematoda, Chromadorea, Rhabditida, Onchocercidae. Bases 1 to 372 code for a protein of 123 amino acids.